This is a messenger RNA of Schistosoma spindalis, 477 nucleotides long. Lineage: Eukaryota; Metazoa; Platyhelminthes; Trematoda; Strigeidida; Schistosomatidae. The record is from the annotation of a GenBank genome assembly.
AUGCCUGCAUCUAAUUUAUUUGAAUUCCGGUUUGUUUUAGAUACCGUUGUAGCCACACUCUCCGUCCGUGUUAGGAAGUGGGAAGAAAUAAUUGAAAGAACUGAAGUAGUAGAAUCUUUAAAACCUCUGGAAACAUACUGUAAAAAUGUUGUGAAUGUGGUGAAGGAAUUGGAACCAAAAUUGAAAUCUGCUACUCUGUCAUGUGAUAUAGAUCAAUCACAAAGACCAAAGAGUGUCCAUACCGACACCAUUAAUGUUCAACUUGCAGUGUUAUCGAGUGAAAUGGAAGAAGUAUUUUCAUCAAAAACAUGGUUCCCAUCGUUGAAGAAUACACUCGAAUCGGGUGUUGUGAGUGUGAAUAGCGCGUGGCUAACUGAUGGCCUAAUCAAAUCAAAUGAAAUAAACACUGUUUUAGUAUGUAGUAAACUUAACAAUACUCUUGAACCACAUUCUGUAAUUUUAACACAAAAUGCAUGA